ACUUCCAAUUGUAAGAAAUGUGUCCGUACUUUUGAUCGCAAUCAUCAUCACGAAACGACUACCCGUCAUUUUUGAAUUGUCUCAAGGCAAUCAAUCUGCUGAUUCUCACAGCUUGAAUUCCUACCAGAUUUCACCCAGGGAUUGCGCAUUGCGACAAUGCUUUCCUUUCUCCAGAACCCCCGCCAGGCAGCGGCUCAAGUGCUGAAUUUCGCCCUCAUUCUUUCUACGGCGUUUAUGAUGUGGAAAGGUCUUUCAGUAGCGUCAGAUUCUCCAUCGCCAAUUGUUGUCGUAUUGUCUGGCUCCAUGGAACCUGCAUUCCAGCGUGGAGAUCUCUUAUUUCUAUGGAACAGGAAUUUACUGGAAGAAACCAAGGUUGGGGAAAUUGUGGUUUACAAUGUCAAGGGAAAGGAUAUACCUAUUGUGCAUCGAUUGGUUAGAAAGUUUGGCGCAGGGCCCAAAGCGAAGUUAUUGACAAAGGGAGACAACAACGUGGCAGAUGAUACAGAAUUGUAUGCGCGUGGACAAGAUUAUAUUGAGAGAGAAGAUAUCAUUGGCAGUGUAGUGGGAUAUAUACCAUUUGUGGGAUAUGUUACUAUCUUACUCAGCGAGCACCCUUGGCUUAAGACUGUUAUGUUGGGAAUGAUGGUAAACAGGACCUCAACUUCCACUGCAAUUCUCGAAUUCCCUCCCUCCCCCAUAUCAACAUACCUACCCCGCCAUAAUUUGCAGCUACCUUCGAAGCUCUCAACCGUCAAGAUGGCAGCACGACGUAUCGCCAAAGAGUUCAAGGAAGUGACCGAUAACCCCAUUCCAGGCAUCAGCACAUCUUUAGUGAAGGAGGAAGACUUGCAUCAAUGGAAGGUCGAGAUGGAAGGUCCUGCCGAAACACCAUAUGCCGGUGGUUUAUUUGUUCUCAACGUCGUCCUUCCCAAAGACUACCCAUUCAAACCUCCCGUGGUCAACUUCGUAACUCGCAUUUACCACCCCAACAUUACCUUCGAUGAAAAAGGAUCAAUUUGCGUGGAUGAGUUGAAGCAAGACAAAUGGAAGCCUAGUGGAAAGAUUACAGCUAUUCUCGGGGCGAUCAGGAAUCUUUUAAUCACUCCAAACCCAGAUGACCCUUUAGAAAAUACGAUUGCGGAGAAGUUGAAGAAUGACGCGGAUGGUUUUGCAAAGGAAGCGAAGGAAAAUACAAAGAAAUACGCCAUGAAGAAAUGAAGAUUGGGCGGAAGUAUGAAUUAGGGGUAGCAAAUCGGCGCUGUAUGAAGGAAAGGAUGGAGGUUGCAUGAUCUCGAAAGGGAAACGAUAUGAGACGAAGUCAAAGACAUAUGACGAUGAACGACAGCGAUUUUCAGCAGCGAGAUGAUUGGCAUUGGCGUUUAAGGGUGCAUAGAAGAAAUUACUUUUACCGUAUCAGACAGCCAAAAAAAUCGGGAAUAUAAAUACAUUGCUUUUCCGGGGAAGAUGUUGCAUGAUUUAAACUGAGCUGAAUUCGAAACGGAU
This is a messenger RNA of Botrytis sinoallii, 1503 nucleotides long. RefSeq lists its product as uncharacterized. The transcript has 5 exons. NCBI's taxonomy places the organism in Eukaryota, Fungi, Ascomycota, Leotiomycetes, Helotiales, Sclerotiniaceae. The coding region runs from base 157 to 1218 and encodes 353 amino acids. Gene Ontology annotation, cellular component: membrane; signal peptidase complex. The record is from RefSeq and is a predicted model, not a curated record. Gene Ontology annotation, molecular function: serine-type endopeptidase activity.